Messenger RNA from Ilex paraguariensis (yerba mate), 221 nucleotides. The record is from the annotation of a GenBank genome assembly. NCBI's taxonomy places the organism in Eukaryota, Viridiplantae, Streptophyta, Magnoliopsida, Aquifoliales, Aquifoliaceae.
GAUCCUCUCUAGUCCUCUUCUGGGAGGUAGAGUCUGUAGGUAGUGGAGACCCUGGCCCAGUGCUCUUUGUGCGGGCCAUGAAAAUCAACAGUGCCCCUAAACCCAUGAAAGUCAACAACCACACCAAGAAGCUCUCCACAACCUCAAACCCCUCCAUGGUCAGUUCAUUCAUCCUAGCUAGUGCAAUGGAGUCAAGAGAUUUGGAAAAUAUCAAGAAUUGA